This is a messenger RNA of Camelina sativa (false flax), 366 nucleotides long. The record is from RefSeq and is a predicted model, not a curated record. NCBI's taxonomy places the organism in Eukaryota, Viridiplantae, Streptophyta, Magnoliopsida, Brassicales, Brassicaceae.
GGAAUCGAAGCCGUAGCAUUACGAUGCAUCGAGAACACGCCUCCACAUCAUUCGAUGUUCUCACACACUGUUCGCAAGAAGACGUACACGUUCGCGAUCGACGAAGAUUCGUUUGUUUAUUUCGCGAUUCUGGACGAAAAUAUGGAGAAUUCCGAAUCGUUCUGGGUUUUGAAUCGUUUGAGAUCGGUUAUGGAGGAUCUGAUCAGAGUCGGUGGAUCUGAUGCGGAGACGGUUGUUAAUAACCCGGUUUCGCUUUGUCUUCAAUCGAAGCUGGAUCCAGUUUUCGCGGAAAUCGUUGGUGUUGGUGUUGGUGUUGGUGUUGGUGUUGAUGUUGAUUUGGAAUUGGAUAUGGAUUUGGUUGGAUCG